Molecule: messenger RNA, 369 nt
Organism: Zygosaccharomyces rouxii
Lineage: Eukaryota; Fungi; Ascomycota; Saccharomycetes; Saccharomycetales; Saccharomycetaceae
Gene: RPB11
Product: DNA-directed RNA polymerase II core subunit RPB11
Exons: 1
Coding region: 1-369 (122 amino acids)
Biological process (GO): transcription by RNA polymerase II
Cellular component (GO): RNA polymerase II, core complex
Molecular function (GO): protein dimerization activity; DNA binding
Source: RefSeq, a predicted model, not a curated record
AUGAACGCCCCAGAUAGGUUUGAGCUUUUCCUUCUGGGUGAAGGGGAAUCGAAAUUAAGAGUUGAUCCUGACACUAAGGCACCAAAUGCAAUUGUUGUUACAUUUGAAAAAGAAGAUCACACUUUGGGUAACUUAAUUAGAGCUGAAUUGUUAAACGAUCCAAAAGUUUUAUUUGCAGCUUACAAAGUGGAGCAUCCUUUGUUUGCACGUUUUAAGAUGAGAAUUCAAACUAUGGAAGGUUAUGAUCCUAAGGAUGCAUUGAAAAAUGCUUGUAAUGGUAUUAUCAAUAAAUUAGGUGUAUUAAAGACAAAUUUUGAAACAGAAUGGAACUUACAGACAUUGGCAUCCGAUGAUAAUUUUGGUAUAUGA